AUGAGUCUGUCAGUGAAUGAACACGAGCUGCUGCAAGAAUAUGAGCUCAGUUCAUUGCAACCAAGGCAGUGGGAAGACAUAAAGCGACAAAAACCGAGCCGGUCGAAAGAGUCUGCGUUUCAACAUCACAACGAUUGGACUGAUCCCCUCGGUCUUCAUUCAACAGUGCCGACAUUAAGUUCUAACGAUGCCAAUAUCCUCAGCAAGGUUAAUAUAACAAGCAAGGCAUUCGACGCGAAAACAUUCCUCAAUACUGUGCAUCCGAACGCGUCGUACUCCGAACUUUCUCAUGGCGCAGCGAACUUGAAACGAAGCAUGGCACAGGGCUCCGAGGCUUUGAAGGUGCUAGUUGACCAAAAUUUCGACAGAUUUGUGACUGUGAAGGCCACAAAUGAUAGCGUAUUUCGUGAGAUGAGUGAGUCUAUGGGUGGUCCCUUCGGAUCUGCGCCAGAUGAAGGUGUUGAGGGACUCCGCACGUCUGUCACUAGUGCCAAUUCUCAAGCUGACGAUGUAUUUCGACCUGUGCUUGAAAACUACGUAAAGUCUGUCAAGCUUCGGAACACGCUCGGUGUGUUUCAACGCUCACGCUUCUUUUUCAAUCUGCCCGGUUCGUUGCAUGAAAAUGUCGAAGCUGGGCAUUAUGAGGCAGCUUUGCGUGACUACCUGAAGGGCAAAUACCUGCUCGAGAAUCGACCCAGUCAAAUUCUUCCGCUCCAAAACGAGUCCAAUACACCACCGACGGAAAGUCAGCUCGCACAGCAACGGCGCAUUUUUGCUCGUGUCUGGGAUGCCGUCGACGAGAUUAUGUACGAUAUGCAAGGCAAGCUUGUUGAUAUUCUCCGUCAACCGAAUCGAAGUAUCGAUGAGCAAGAGAAAUGCUUCGAGGUUCUGCUAACACUAGAUCCAACGACAGAUCCUGUUGCUGUCUUUCUUGAAGCUCAGCAUAACCAUAUCUUGUCUCUCUUGCGUUCGACAUUUGAGCAACAAGUACACGCCAUACAGCAGCAAGCGGAUCCUAGCAAGGCUUGCACAGAUUUGGAGCGUGCAAAAGAUCUACAUGAUUGCUUGGUUCUUGUCCGCACGUCUGAUGGUGCGAAGCCAUCAUUCGAUAAGAUGCUGGGCGUCUCGCAUUGGCACCUGAUCGACACAAUGGUCUCGGAAGUGUGUCGAGUAACCCUACAGUCUGUGCCAACGUUCUGGCGUGUCGCUCGCGACCACGCUGAGGGCAAGUUCAGCAAGGAAAAGGUGAUUCUCAAUUCACCCAUUCACAAGCAGUCCAAGGCAUGGGCUCUCGAGUGUAUCGAACUGUUCACCAAAAGCCUGACAAAGUUCUUUGAUCUGCAACCGUUCCAAGUACGCGCAAAUCAGUCACUUCCGGCACGACAGCUGCCGGCGUGGGUGCCGGCGAUAAGCUGCUCGCUCAGCACGACGAAUUAUAUGAAUAGCAUUCUGUCAACGAUUGCUGAGACAGUCAGAGAACUGAAUUCUUUGUCGAUUCCUAGUACGUCGACUCAGCUGCAUGCGCUUCUUCUCGAUAUCCGCUUCCAGUUUACGGAGGUGCAUUGUCAUUUGUGGCAACAUGAUGCUAAACUGUGUCACUAUCUGGAAAACUGGAUACCCAACUCACAACAACCAUCUAUCACGUCUUAUCUGUUCUCGUUUUCUGUAUUUAAUCGAUGGAAUGCUCGCGAAGGUUUCUAUAUCGCCGACGUUCGCACAAAAAUGUCUCAAGGAACGCCUGAAAAUGAAAUCGACGCAGCAUUCAUCAUGCAUCUCAAGACUACAUUUAUCCACGUGCUGCAUACGUUUCUUGAGGGGAUUGUACUUGCAGCACAGUCAGUUCACGACAUACCCGAACUCUGGUCUCUGCUCCGUCCGCCCCAUGACGUUGCUGGGCUCACAGCACGUGAUCGAGACACGCGCAUCCUCUUGAGCGUGUCGAAUUUGACGCAGUUACGCACACAUGUCAUAUCAGCUUGGAUCAAGCAGUUCGAAGAUGCUUACCAUGUGACGCUGACUCUCGAAAGACAGGAGCUGCUCGACGUCUGUUUACGACUUGACAAUGAAUUACUGUCUGACUCGGUCCGCCGCAAAGGAGAAGACAUUAGGGACAUUAUUCGACGGGGCAUUUUGGAGGAAGGCAUCCAGUGGAACAACUGCCCGCAUCCGUCAGGCGUCAAUCCAUUUGUGUAUCAAGCUUUGCUCCGUCUUGUUCAAGUGCAUGCGCAGAUCCGUGCGACCGUGCCGGCAUUGGUGUCGCGUGUCAUUACAGCACUUGUGGAGAUUAUGGCUGAUGCCAUUCUCCAUGCUUACUCACAAAUUCUGGCUUUCAACACAGUGUGGCAUGCUACAAGCCACGCUCGAAAUUGA
This is a messenger RNA of Malassezia globosa CBS 7966, 2370 nucleotides long. RefSeq lists its product as uncharacterized. The transcript has a single exon. Lineage: Eukaryota; Fungi; Basidiomycota; Malasseziomycetes; Malasseziales; Malasseziaceae. Gene Ontology annotation, biological process: Golgi to plasma membrane transport; exocytosis. The record is from RefSeq and is a predicted model, not a curated record. Bases 1 to 2370 code for a protein of 789 amino acids. Gene Ontology annotation, cellular component: exocyst.